AUGGAGCACGACAUCGCGCACGGUGACGGCGCUGUCCCGGCAGGCCAAGAAGCAUUCGAGGUGGCUCAGGAGGUUGAGCAGGAGGAGUUCAGCGACUCUGAGUCGGGCUCCGAGUCCAUUGAGAUCUCCGACCUAAAGCGCCGCAUGUGGAAGGACCAGAUGCUGCUCAGCAAGCUGGAGGGGCGCGCGGGUACCUUCAGGGCCGCCGGCGGGGCGGGCCCGUCGUCCAGGCCGCUUGCGCCACCGACGGCGGACGCGGACGGGGAGGAGGAGGAGGAGAACCCCGAGGUGCGGUGCCGGCGGAAGGCGAUGCUCCGCGCGCAGGACGGCGUCCUCCGCCACAUGCUCAAGAUGAUGGAGGCCUGCAACGCGCGCGGGUUCGUGUACGGCUUCAUCGACGAGGCCGGCGAGCCCAUGUCCGGCUCCUCCGACAGCCUCCGCGGGUGGUGGAAGGACAACGUCAGCUUCGACCGGUCGGGGCCCAUGGCGCUCCCGGCCCCGACCGGCGAGAGCCCGCUGGGGGCCGCGUCCUGCAUCCACCGCCUCCAGGACAUCCAGGACAGCACGCUGGGGUCCGUGCUCUCGGCGCUCAUCCAGCACUGCGUGCCGCCGCAGCGGAGCUUCCCGCUGGAGCGCGGGCUGGCGCCGCCAUGGUGGCCCACGGGGGAGGAGGCCUGGUGGGGCGCCCAGGGCGAGGUCCAGGCGCACCAGGGCGUGCCGCCGUACCGGAAGCCGCACGACCUCAAGAAGGCGUGGAAGAUCUCGCUGCUGAGCGCGGUGAUGAAGCACAUGAGCCCGCGCUUCGACCAGAUGCGCAAGCUCGUGUGGCAGUCCAAGCGGCUGCAGCAGAAGAUGAGCGCCAAGGAGACGGAGACGUGGUCCAAGAUCCUGCGCCAGGAGGAGACGCUCAGCCGCCGCCUCAAGAGCUCGCUCAAGAUCACGCCCCUCGACGGCGACGGCGGCGGCGACGACGAGGCGGAGGAGGACCGAGACGGCCUGGAGGACGUAGUCCGCGGUGUGCACGACAAGCGCAAGCGCGAGCUAAUCAGUACAGGAGAUGACAGCGGGCGGAGCAGCGGCGGCGGCGAGGGCGGGGAGCUGCUGGUGGCCGGCCUCGUGGCGGAUGAGAAGAACCUUAGCCCGGUCGACGAGCUCCUGAAGCGUUACUACAGCUGCGUGCCUGAUCAGCACGAGAGCUUCGUCGUCGCGCCGGAGGACGAAGCAGGCGUCAUGACGAUGCCUCUCGGAGAGCUGGACCUGUGCGGCGUCGUCGACGAGGUGCCGCCGGACGUGCUGUUCGAUCUCAUCGCGAGCUGCUCGGGAGCGGACGACGCGUUCCGCCUGAUGCAGCAGGACUGA
Molecule: messenger RNA, 1359 nt
Organism: Miscanthus lutarioriparius
Lineage: Eukaryota; Viridiplantae; Streptophyta; Magnoliopsida; Poales; Poaceae
Source: the annotation of a GenBank genome assembly